GCGGAAGUGCUGCACCUGUUGAUGUGCUCUUGUGUGACUUCACCGCCCCAAAACACCUGAAACUUCCAGCACUUAGGAAGCUUCUGGAAAUUUUAGAAGCGUUUUAUCGCCUUUAUUGAAGAAGAAAAGGAGUCCAUGGAUAAAUUGAAGAAGGUUUUGAGCGGGCAGGAUGAUGGGAACGCAGAUGGGAGCGGCAUACUGGAGAGAGCCAAUCAGGCAUCGACCCUGUCCUGGGGGACACGGGUGAAGGGUUUCCUGAUCUGCUUCGUUUUAGGAGUCGUGUGCUCCAUCCUGGGUACCUGCUUGUUGUGGGUCCCUGGCUUUGGUCUCGCUGUGUUCGCUGUCCUCUACAGUCUGGGAAACAUCUGCGCUCUGUCCAGCACCAUGUUCCUGAUGGGUCCAUGCCGGCAGCUGAAGACCAUGUGGGCUAAAGAGCGAGUGCUCGCCACCAUCAUCAUGCUGGUGUGUCUGGUGCUGACGCUCUGUGCUGCGUUCUGGUGGAAGAACAACGGCCUCGCUCUGCUCUUCUGUAUCCUGCAGUUUCUGGCCUUCACCUGGUAUGGCCUCUCAUACAUCCCAUUCGCCAGAGAUGCCAUCAUAAAAUUAUUCUCACUAUGCAUCUAGGAAGCCCCGCCCUGUUCUUCCACCCCUCUGAGUCACUAUCUGUCUGACCAAUCAGGACACAGGAUACUUAAUGGUGGUAGUGGUGCGUUUAUGUUAGGCUUUUGUUAACAGUUUAUAAUGCAGCUGGAGAGUUCACAGUGCCUGAAUUUCUUUAAUUGGUUUCUAUUUAUUUUCAGCAGUAAAGUAACAGUUUAUUAGAGCAUCUAAUGCGGCUGUACGCAGAUCUAAGUGUUCACUCACUGAACGAACAUUAUUCUCAGAAUGAACACAUUAACACUUUAAAGCAUUAAUUAAAGAAUUAAUAUUUUCAUUAGAAAUUACAAACUAAUUUAGAAGUAAACAAAUGAUCAGAACAGGUUUCUAUUAUCACUUGAACUAUUCUCUUAAGUGAAUAAUUAUCAAACUGUUUUGGUAGAGCUGGACGUCUGGGUUUGAGAUCAAAAUAUGACAGUUUCACUUUGUUUAGCAAAUUAGUCAACAGAAAUCAAUGAUUUUAAUCAUCAGUAAAAUAUUUGAGUAAAUCUUUUUAAGCUAAAAUAUGAGAAAAAUCACCUAAACAUGAUUAAACUGUGUAAACUUUAUUAAUCUUUGCUUUUGGGGGGAUAUUAUGUAGAUAAUCAUAUUACUAAUAAUUCAAACAAUCAAAACAGGCAGUAAACCCCUUAUAAAUCUUUUAUUCUAAUAUAGAGUAAAGGACAUAUACCAAAUGUCUACUGCAGAGGCCAGGGUUUGAGUCUGACCUGCUCUCCUGACAAUAAAGACUUGAAGACAAAAAUAAAUGUUUAUUUAAAAAAUAAAAACUCAAGAAGAAACACUCAGUAUUUUCUUACAUGAGUUUAAAAUUUAGUGAAGCAGCUGCAUUAGUAUGUGAGAUAAACCAGGUCCCACAUGUUUCUCUUCUCAUUUUAAUAUUGAUUUGAAGUGUUACUGAUGUUCACAUCUUCCUGUUUUGUUUGUUUGUUUGUUUUUUGUUUUUUUGUUUUUUGUCCUAAAAUUUCAAUUUCCCUGAAGUUGUUAUCACAGCACUUUCCAACUCAAUAUCUGUGGCAAGAAGUCAUUACAUACAUUUGAACAAAUUAACAUUUCAGGUGCAGUAUGGUUUUGUUGAUUCAGCUCAUCUGAUUCCCAUCUUAAGUUUUCCAUUCACAAAAAGACCAUUGCGAGAUAUUUAGUUUGAAUUUCUACUGGCAAGUCUCCAGGGGGCGAUGCAGAUUUGAUUUUUAAAUUUUUUUGGCUUCAGUUGCAAGAAAGAAACAAACUCUGGCCUGUGGAAGCUCGUUUCCAUAACUGCAAAAAAAACCCCAAAAACCUCACAGGCAGCUCUAAGUUAUUAUUUCAAAAUCUAGAGUUGCAUAUUUUUAAAUUUCAACUUCUUAAUGAGCUGAAAUUUUGACUUGCAAUUAAUUUUCGAUUUAUUAAUAAUUUAUUUUUCAGUGUUGAAAACAAGCUUCCAUAGUGGCCACGACUGUGUUCAGGAGCAUCAAAUGUUAGGUACUCGUUGCUGUGUUUCCAGCACAGCUGCACAUAAACGGAUCAGCGUUCUGUCGCCACACGGUGUGCGCUCACUUUUUCUUUAGAUCAUUUUACUUUUUAAAUGGACGUUUUGCCUAAAAGUCAAAGUGUUUUCUUCUUUACUGUAAUUUGUAUAUUUUAUUUUUUGCGGGAUUACAUGAUUUUAAUACCAAAUCUUGGUCAUAGAGUUUCAUGUGUUAGAACAAACCUUUUCUCAGGUGAAAAAAACCAUAAUCUCUUUUGUUUCGUCUCACUUUGAACUUGGUUAUCUGCUUCUUUUUAAAUUGGUUUGCACAUUUUUCCUCAUCCAAGAGUGAAUGCUUUCAUAUUUAUCCUCUAGACUUUAUUUAAGGAGCUGCUUUCUUCGUCCACGCUUUCAUUCAUUUGAGUCAUUCCCAGAUUCAAAUCUGGACCCGGAGUUUGCAGAUAUAACAGCAGUCCAACAUUUAAUUUUAUUUCAGUGUGGACGAGGAAACAAUGCUUUCAUUGAAAAAGAGUUAAAAUGACUUAAAUCCACUCUCCAUUAAAUUUUUCCAGAUGUGUUUUAGUUUCAUUGAGAUUUGGAACGGCUGUUUUUGGGUUUAUCCACCCUUCAGAAUUUAGUUUUCCUAAUUUGUGUUGCCUUACAGACGGUCAUUUAGUCCUUUUAACCACACUACAAAGCUGUGACUGAAAUUUAGAUGCUGGAGGCUGCUUUAAACACUGGUCAUGGAUUUCAUGGUCCUCUCCUGCUUUUCUUUUUUUUUCUGUUCCAUGACAGCGUCAGACCCUCAUAAUAAAUAUGGCUGAAGUUUCAAAUAAUGACAUAGACCUAUGUAAAAGUAAAGACUUUGACAGCUAUGAAUACUUUGUUUUCUAACAAUACAGCUCUGGAUGUUUCCUCUUCAGGUUUAGUUUGAACUGAAUCAUGCAGAUCUACUUAAGUAGAGUCCCCGAUUUAAAUAUAGGAAUAGAGCAGAUCAGGCCACCUUUAUUUAACUUGCAUUUUCACUUUUAAAGGUUGUGAGGUUAAAAUAUUUUUAGCCGAAAUGUUUUAGUGCAACUUUAACUCUUUAAAUAUAUGUAAACUGUAUUUGUGUUUUGUCCGUAGGCAGAAUAACUG
Messenger RNA from Pelmatolapia mariae (spotted tilapia), 3238 nucleotides. It is a transcript of the gene sft2d2b, whose product is annotated as SFT2 domain containing 2b. The transcript is spliced from 8 exons. Bases 136 to 624 code for a protein of 162 amino acids. Gene Ontology annotation, cellular component: membrane. Gene Ontology annotation, biological process: vesicle-mediated transport. The record is from RefSeq and is a predicted model, not a curated record. NCBI's taxonomy places the organism in Eukaryota, Metazoa, Chordata, Actinopteri, Cichliformes, Cichlidae.